CGCAUAGAUUUUGCGUAGGCCUUCGGUUGGUUCUGUGUUUUGUAUGGGGUUUUAUGACCGUAUCUGGCUUUAUCGUUCACUUUGUUCCAGUAAAGUGUGAGAAAUUGUUCACCUGUAGAGUCUUUGCUGACAUUUAAUAUAAUAUGGCACAGAAUAUUGAUCAGCGUCGCGCAGCUGUUAUCCAACUUUUGAACAGCGAAAUCGAUGCGUUCUACGCUUCUAUCCAUUCUCACGGCGCCCUCGCGGUGCAACGUGAGGCAUCCAUUGCACGACUUACUUCAUUUAUUACUUCACGCCAUCCUCAUACAAGAGUGGAACCAUUUGGUAGUUCUUUAACGUCGACUUUUCUACGAUUCAGUGAUAUUGAUCUGCUCGUUACUGUACGCCACCGCCGACCAGACGAUCCGCACGCUCACUCGCAAGCUUGGUUGAAUUCGUUGAGAAAGGAAAUGAGUGCUGGCCGAAGCAUCCCUGGAUAUGAUACCGGCAGCGGCUUCUCAGCUCGUUGGAUCAAAGACGCUGCCGUUCCCUAUCUCAAAGUCACCGAAUACGAGAGCCAGGUCAGCUUUGUUAUUACGUGCACAACUCAACACAACUGUCACCAAGGAUUGCUCAAUUCCCAGUGGAUCAAUGAGUAGAGCGCCCGGUAUCCCCAUCUUACUCGGCUAGUGGUUGUGCUGAAAGAGCUUCUCCGCCGCAGAGAAUUAAAUGGCAUUAACACCUGUGCCGGUGGAAUGAGUUCGUAUGUGCUGACCUUAAUGGUGAUCAGCCUGCUGCAGCGUAGCGGUGAUGCUGCUGGUAAUCUGGGCGGUCUGCUGCUUAGCUUUCUGCGAUUCUAUGGUACCGAGUUUAACUACACUACCCAGGCUAUCGUUUUUGCGGAUGGUGGAAGAAUUAUUAGUCGUGAGCAAAUGCGAAGUCGACUGGAUGAAAAGCCCAACAAGGUUUUCAGCAUUCAGGAGCCACUGAAUCCACGAAAAGAUGUGGUACAAACCACUCAUACUGUCGGUAUAGCGCCAGUAAGAAACGCGUUUGCAGACGCUCACAGACGCGUUGAAGCGUUAAUUGACGGCAGCGCUGAGAUUGCGGGAAAUCUGUUGAAGGCUCUUAUUUUUGCGCCAUAACGGUUACUAGUAAUGCAAAUAAUGUGUACCUCUUUUCGUGAUUCACUGAAUUCGCUUGACCAUUCAGAUAAUUGUAUGAUUGUAUCGUUCUU
Paramacrobiotus metropolitanus is the source of this 1216-nucleotide messenger RNA. RefSeq lists its product as uncharacterized. Gene Ontology annotation, biological process: RNA 3'-end processing. The transcript is spliced from 3 exons. Gene Ontology annotation, cellular component: TRAMP complex; nucleolus. Lineage: Eukaryota; Metazoa; Tardigrada; Eutardigrada; Parachela; Macrobiotidae. Bases 144 to 638 code for a protein of 164 amino acids. Gene Ontology annotation, molecular function: poly(A) RNA polymerase activity; mRNA binding. The record is from RefSeq and is a predicted model, not a curated record.